Molecule: messenger RNA, 1395 nt
Organism: Synchytrium microbalum
Lineage: Eukaryota; Fungi; Chytridiomycota; Chytridiomycetes; Synchytriales; Synchytriaceae
Exons: 10
Coding region: 1-1395 (464 amino acids)
Biological process (GO): lipid metabolic process
Cellular component (GO): mitochondrion
Molecular function (GO): heme binding
Source: RefSeq, a predicted model, not a curated record
AUGCCUCCAAACGUUGAAUUCGAAUCCUUCCCGGAUGACGCUGACUCUAAAGUGGUCCACGAAUAUGUGCCAUCGGGAAUUUCCAUGCUACCCAAAAUGACUGGUCGAGACACUCCCGCUACAGGUGUCGACAAGUGGUUGGAAUGUCGACGAGCUGAUGACAAGGUUCCUGACAAUCUUUGGAGAGUACAUGACACUUUGUAUGAUUUGACAGACUUCCUCCCUAAACACCCCGGAGGACCUUCUUGGCUUGUACGCUUACGCGGCACAGACAUCACAGAACCCUUUGAAGCCAGUCACUUGCAGAUUGAAAACGUUCGAGCCAUCUUGAAAAAGUAUAAAGUUCGAGAAGCUGAUACUCCUCGAUACUCGCCCAUUACUUUCAAAGAGGAUGGAUUCUAUGCAACAUUAAGAAGACGAUGUGCCCCUAUAAUCAAAGCAGCUGGCAAAGCCCCUUUAAAGCAAUCACAACGUAUUGCUGAUUCCUUCCUUGCUGCCUUCAUUGUAUUGAUGACUGCUACUGCAUACUUUAACAGUUUCGCAUUGGCUGUUGUUGCUGGUGUUGUUGCCGCAUUGUUGUCGGUGACUUCUCACAAUUAUGGUCAUCAAGGCGACAACUUUAGAAUGUACUAUAUGGACCUGACUGUGCUCAACAAUGCUGAUUUUAGAAUGUCCCAUGCUACUAGUCACCAUCUUUAUCCAAACACAAACUGGGACUUGGAGCUCUGGGGACUCGAAGCAACAUGGCCUCUCCUACCAAUGACACCAGUAAACGAAGGAAAGCACACAACCAGCUUCCUCAAAACCCAACUCCUCUGGUUUAUUGGUCUCCCUAUAUCUUGGGUUGUGCGCAUGAAGGGGAUGUUUUGGGAUGGCAAGGAAGUAGUCCGUCCCGAACGAUUCUUGAUGCUCAUUGAACUGUGGUACAUGUUCAAAGUCUCAAACAGCUAUCUAUACCCAAUUCCAUUAUUUGCUUUGAUGCAUUGCUGCAGUGCUUGGACUCUAUUGUCCGUUGGCAUGUACGCUUCCCAUCACGUUUCAACCGAUCAUGGAACAUCUUGGCAUGCAGCUGACGAUAACAUGCCCACUGAUUUUGGGCUUUUGCAAGUCGAAACUACAUCUGACAGAAUUGAAGUUUUGGGUAAUCCUACUCUAAACCUUGUUAGUUUUGGUGAUCACACUCUACACCACUUGUUCCCAACAUUGGAUCACGCCUACCUUCCUCUCUUGUAUUCUCCUUUGGUUAAGACUUGCAAGGAGUUUGGGGUUGAAUUUACGUUCACCACCUAUAUGGACCACAUAAACGGAUGGUUUAAACAAUUGACUCGCAAGGAACCACAAAAGGAUCUAGUUCGAGUAGGACGCGCUGUCCAGAAGACCAAGAAAGAGGAAUAA